AUGAAUAGGCAGACAUUUGAAGGCAACAGGGGCAGGGGAAACUGGCCAACCACUUGUGCAGACAAAUCGGGCAGGCACAAGUACAUGCAAACGUUUGAAGGCAACUGGCGAAAGAGGAAACUAGCUAACCACCUAGGCAGAAAAAUCAGGCAGGUGGCUUGGGAAAUCCUGAUUGGCCACCAGUAUACUACACACAUGUACUGUAAGCAUUUCAAGGCAACUGGGAAGGGGAAUCUGUCCAACCACCUGUGCAGACAAAGCGAGCAGGUGGAUAGGCAAUCCCAGUCAGACAGCUUUACACUAAACACAACAACUUGUAAACAACGAAAGGUAACUAGGGAAAGGGGAAACAGCCCAACCACCUAUCCAAACAUAUCGGGCAGGUGGUUGAGGAAAUCUUGGUCAUGCACGUAA
Prunus armeniaca (apricot) is the source of this 414-nucleotide messenger RNA. The record is from the annotation of a GenBank genome assembly. NCBI's taxonomy places the organism in Eukaryota, Viridiplantae, Streptophyta, Magnoliopsida, Rosales, Rosaceae.